Nicrophorus vespilloides is the source of this 341-nucleotide messenger RNA. Its product is annotated as coiled-coil domain-containing protein 103. The record is from RefSeq and is a predicted model, not a curated record. Lineage: Eukaryota; Metazoa; Arthropoda; Insecta; Coleoptera; Silphidae. Gene Ontology annotation, cellular component: outer dynein arm. Gene Ontology annotation, biological process: epithelial cilium movement involved in extracellular fluid movement; determination of left/right symmetry; inner dynein arm assembly. The coding region runs from base 73 to 321 and encodes 82 amino acids. The transcript has 2 exons.
AUGUAAAUGUAUGCAACCGAUAGCACAGAAAAUUUGUUGCUACGGAUUGUUUGUUGAAUCGAUAGUAAAAAAAUGUCACGUACAUCUCGUGAAAUUGAUAAGAAAAUGCUGUACGCCGAAUUAAAAGGCGCAAUUGCAAGUGAUAAGCUCUAUUGGGUGCGGAAUGAUGCUAAAAUUAGAGCGUCAACAACAUCAAAAGAUUACAACGAGUUCAGGGACAUCGUAGCUGCUGCGCAUUUGAAUCCGCUAGAGAAACAAGACAGAAUCGGAGAAGCAAAAUCCAAUUGGAAUAAAACGACGACGAGGGAUUUAGAUUCUUAAUCUACUACUUUUAUUGUUUA